Messenger RNA from Zea mays, 767 nucleotides. RefSeq names its product anther-specific protein SF18. The coding region runs from base 21 to 572 and encodes 183 amino acids. The record is from RefSeq and is marked provisional. The transcript has a single exon. Lineage: Eukaryota; Viridiplantae; Streptophyta; Magnoliopsida; Poales; Poaceae.
CUACCACCCCGCUCCCCGCCAUGGCAGCACUCCUCCUCCUCCCGCUCGUCCUCGCCGCCAGCCUAGGCUUGGGCAAUGCCGACCCGGCUCCGGCCACCAUCGUGCACAAGGACGGCACGACCUGCACCCUCUGCGCGUCCUGCGACAAUCCCUGCAACCCGUCCUACUACUACCCGCCGCCGUCCCCUCCCCCGGCGCCGGUCACCACGCCCUGCCCGCCCACCACGCCGUCCUACCCUUCCCCCUCCGGCGGAGGCGGAGGCCCCGUCAUCUACUCGUCCCCGCCACCUCCUGCUGCUUCCGGCGGCGGCGGCGGCCUUGGUGGCGGAGGCUUCUACUACCCGCCGCCUACCGGCGGAGGCGGCGGCAGUGGCGGUGGCGCGUCGCAGCAGGGCGGUGGUGUGUACCCGACGGCGCCGCCGCCGCCCAACCCGUUCCUGCCCUACUUCCCCUUCUACUUCUACAGCCCGCCGCCGCCGUUGCACUCCGGCGCGCGGGCCGUGACCGCCGCCUCGCUGCUGCCGGUGCUCCUCCUCACAAGCAUGCUGCUGCUGCUGUGUCAGACGCCGUGAGGGGUCCAGAUCUGCAGAGCGAGCCAUCAUUCAAUGCGUGCUGCACCUGCAUGCAUGCAUGCGCUGUUUCUAGUUUCUACAAGGCGGUGAUCGAUCCAGCUGGCGAUUCAAUUGUGGUUGGGGGUGGCCUGUGUAUUCUACCGGUACUAAAUUGUAAUUGUUGUUUUUUUUUACGAUUCGGUUCAUUUCCUCGUC